GCUGCCCGGGCCAUGGAGAAGUUCGGGAUGAGCUUCGGGGGCGGCCCCAGCAGGAAGGACCUGCUGGACACCAUCGAGGCGCAGAAGCAGCAGCUGCUGCGGUACCAGGCGCGGCUCAAGGACGUGGUGCUGGCCUACAAGAGCCUGCUCAAGGAGAAGGAGGCGCUGGAGGCCAGCCUGAAGGUGCUCUCCGUGUCCCACGAGGGCCAUCUCCCGGCGCCCGGCCCCGGGGAGCCCCCGGAUGACCAGAGCUCCGAGCACAGCGAGGACAGCGCGGGCACGGCCGCCAGCGCCGACACCGCGGCCAGCGGGGCCAGCAGGGACACUGCGGCCAGCGGGGCCAGCAGGGACACGGCGGCCAGCGGGACCAGUGUGAGCAGCCCCACGGGGGACGGCACGGCCGGCGCGAGCGGCAGCACCGGGGACGCCGCGGGCGGCGUGAGCUGCGCCGGGGCGGACGCGGGGCCCGAGGAGGACAGACCCGCGGCCCACAGGGCCGAGGAGCCUCCCGGCCCCGAGGGGGACCUCGGCGAGUCCGAGCGGAGGCUCCUGCAGCUGAAGGCCCAGCUGGCCACCCUGACGGGCGCCCUGGCCACGGUGACGCAGGAGAAGUCGCGCAUGGAGGCCUCGUACCAGGCGGACAAGCGGCAGAUGCGGCAGGAGCUGGAGGAGGCGGCGCGGCGGGCGCGGGCCGAGGCGGAGCGGCUGGCGCUGGAGCUGGGGGGGCUGCGGGAGCAGCUGGCCGAGACCAAGGCCCGGCUGAUCACGCAGCAGCACGAGCGGGCGCGCGAGCAGGGCGACCACGCCGAGAUGCUGCGGGAGCUGCAGGAGCUGCUGCGCGCGGAGCGGGAGCUGCGCCGGGACGCGGAGCUGCGGCUGGAGCAGGGCCGGGACGCGCCCGCCGGCAGGGCCGGGCCGCCCGAGCGGGCGCAGGGCCACGAGCAGCACGUGCGGCAGCUGAGCCAGGAGCUGGAGGAGCUCAAGAGGGAGCUGCAGGGCGUGCGGGAGGAGAACAGCAAGGCCGACCCCCGCAUCCAGCAGCUCCAGGAGGAGAUGGCCGGGCUCAAGAACCACUUCCAGGUGCAGCUGGUGCAGGAGAUGAAGAAGACCGCCCAGGCCGAGGAGCAGCUCCGGCACCGCGCGCAGAUGGAGGAGCGGCGCGUGGCCGACCUGGAGGCUCAGGUGUCCCAGGCGUCCGAGCUGCUGGGCACCUACGAGAAGGCCAAGCAGAAGGACCAGCAGGUCAUCCAGAAGCUCAAGGACCGCAUCGUGCAGCUGGACCUGGAGAACAAGACCUUGGCCAUCGCCGCCUCCAGCCGGGCCCCGGGGGACGUCCACGGCGAGGAGGCCAACCUGGACGUGAACGUGCUCAAGGACAAGAUGGAGAAGCUGAAGAAGCUCCUGCAGGCGGCCACCGGGAAGAGCCAGGCGGACGUGGAGGAGCCGUGCGAGCCGGAGCUGCCCAGGGGCUCCGGGGACGGCGAGAAGGCCACGGCCGGGUACUACCAGCAGGAACUGAGGCAGCUGAAGGAGGAGUUCGAGCGCUACAAGGUGAGGGCCCAGCUGGUCCUGAAGAACAAGUCCAGCAAGGACAUCAACCUGGCCAAGGAGCUGGAGGAGGCCCAGGAGCAGCUGGGGGAGCUCAAGGAGAAGUACGUGGCGCUCCAGCUGGCCUCGGACGACGCGGAGCGGCGGCACCGGCAGGACGCGGAGGCCAAGAGGCAGGAGCUGUCCCAGCUGCAGCAGCGGCACCGGCAGGAGCUGGAGAGGUGCCAGCUGGAGUACCGGGAGCGGGCGCUGCGCCUGGAGGAGGAGAUGCACAAGCAGCGGGAGCGGGCGCUGGCCGUGCUGGCCGAGAAGGACCAGGAGCUGGAGCGCCUGCGGGCCCUGGCGCUGCCCCACGCGCCGCCCCACGCGCUCCAGGCCCCCCAGAGCUCCCCGGACGGCCCCUGCGGCGACUCCCCCGGCCUCGGCUCCUCCGAGGCUCUCCCCCAGGGCCUCCCCCUGCCCUCGGGCUCCGAGCCCACGCUGUUCCUGUACGCGGAGCAGCUGGCGCGCAAGGAGGUGGAGGUGGCGGCGCUGCGCAGGCACCGGCACGGCCUGGAGGGGCAGCUGCACCGGCUCAGGGAGGAGGCCCUGGCCGAGCAGGAGAGGCACCGCGAGGAGGUGGCGGCGCUGCAGGACCAGAUCCAGAAGAACGUCCGGGACAGGAGCAGGGAAGGGGCCAACCUGGAGUACCUGAAGAACGUGGUGUACCGGUUCCUGACGCUGCCCGACGCGCGGGGCCGGCAGCAGACGCUCACGGCCAUCCUCACCAUCCUGCACUUCAGCCCCGAGGAGAAGGAGGACGUCGCCAGGCGCUCGGCCCAGGGCAGCUGGUGGCUCCAGGGGAAGAGAUGAGGGGGCAGCUCUUACUCCCUUGUCCCUAAGAACAUCCUGGUGAUCGACCAAAACCACUUUGCUCGUGGUGAAACCUCCUCCCGGCCGUGCCCAGAGCUCCCGGUCACAAUCUGGGCUUGAACCGGUGUUUUUAGCACCAACUUGCAGAGGAAUUGUGCCAACUCUUCCAGCCCUGGUGUGGGAAUUUGCUCUGAGUUGGGUCUUGGUUUAAAACCCCUGGAAUUGAGGAUCCUGAUGCUUUUUUAAAGAGGGUUUUAAGAUGACCCCAACCUGUCAGGCGUGGGUUAGGGUGGAACUCACUUGGAUCUUCAAACUCCAGCCGGGCUCAUGACUCAGAAGAUUAAAAGGAGGGUGGGAAGCACUUUAGAUGGAGCUAAAAUAGCACCAGACCAUGAGAGGCUCAAAGGAUGAGGUUUAAUGCAGAAAAUCUUGAGUGUUUUCUCCAACGUUUCUUCUCCAGAGCCAAUUUAACUGUGGCUGCAGCCCCAGGCCCCUCCCAGGGCUCAGCUGUGCUCUCCUUCCUGCCCAGGAUCCUUGGGAAUUCUCAGUGAUUCCAGGAUGGAGAAAGGAUCUCCUGGAUGUUGAAGUGGUGGCAGCACUGUGGUGGUGCCAGGGAUGAUUCCCCACCCCAAGGUGCCACGUGGCUGAGCAGGAAUUGGAGCUGCCUGACCCCGUUUGGGAGCAGGAAGCAGAGGAAAGGCUGGAAUGGGUGCCCUGCUCCUUGUUUUUGGGAGUUCCAGGGAAGUUUUGCUGCUGUGCAGUGCUGGUUUUGGAAGGAAGGCCCCGUUCCUGCUGGGAUGGAGCAGUGGGGGGCAGGGGGUGGCAGGUCCGGGCAGUGCCUGCAGGGACCUGGAGGUUCUUCCCUAAUUUCCAUGGGAACUGGUGAAAGAAGGAAGCCAGGACAUCCUGAAACCCGCUCCCUGAGCCCCAGGAGGGAUGUUUUGCUGGUGGGCCUGGAACAGGCUCUUCCCAGCUCUGCUCAGCUGGAGCUCCCAAACUUUCCCAUCUGCGCAGGCCAAACGUCCCCGUGGUGUUGUUUUCCUGCCCCUUGUUUGGAGUUAAACCUUGGCUACCAAAGCUCAGCUUCCCUGGCCCAGAGUACAGGGAUGAGUCUGGAUUAACCCCCCCGGGAGGGCCUGGAGUUAAAAGCAGGUCGGGGGAGCAGCUCCUGGUGCUGCCCUGCCCAGGGGGGCCUUGGGAAGGGCAGCAAACCCCAAUUCCAUGGCAGGAUCCUGCCCUGCCCUUGGGGCUGGAGCCCUGGGAGCUGCAGGAGCAGCAGUGUGGAGCAGGGAUGUGCUGUGUCCCCUCACAGCUCAGGGAAGGGCCCGGGUGUUCCCUGUCCCUGGGCUGGGAAAGGAGGGGGUGCCAUGUCCCCAGGGGGACAGACUGGGGGUCUCCCAUGUCCCCAGCCCAUCCCAGGGGACCCACCAGUGGCCUGGGACAGGGAUCCUGGGGUGCUGCAGCCACCCUGGCGCUUCCAGGGGGAGGGACCCUGGGGUGCAACAUCCCUCCUUGCCUCCUUAGCUGUCCUGGUCCUGCCAGCAGCCAGAUCCCCUGGAUUCCCAGUAACUCAGCCCUCGGUGCCAAUUUCUCCUCAAAAGAGUCCUCAGGGAAAACGUGCCCUGGGCAGAACCUGUCCCUGCUGGUGGGAUCCAGGUGCUGCUGGGAUGGAGGGAACUGGAUGGGAAAGGGACAGUUUGUCCCAGGAGUGUUUGAAACGUUUCCCAAGGGUGCAAGUGUUGGCUCAGCCAGGGAAGAGCCUGGACCCUGCUCCCAGUUUGGAAAGGUUGAAUUAAGUGGUGCCUCUGGAAUAACAGGGAUGGCUCCAGCUCUCACCCUGGAGCCAUUCCCACAACACCAGAGGGAGAUGGUGCCUCCUGCUUCGGCUUUGCUGCUCAGGCUGAGGGGAUGAUCCCUGUUCUCCCUCUGCCUCGUGCUCUCCUGGAGGAUGAAGAGACCUGGAAUGGAUCCCAGGUGUGGUGGGGAUCAAUGUGGGAUCCAGCUGGGAGGAGAGGAACGAGGUGGGAUCCAUCUGGGAGACAGGGAUCAGUGUGGGGUCCCAGAUGGGAGCAGGGGAACAAGGUGGGAUCCAGUUGGGAGCACAGAGAUCCACUGUCCAUGGGUCCCCUGAUCCCUCCGUACCUGAUGGAGGAGAACAGGGAAGCAGCUCCCAGGAGCACAUCCAGGAGCUGCCAAACGAGUGCCCUGUGUCACUGUCACCCUCCUCAGCUCUCCUGCUGCAAUUCUUCUCCUGCUCCCUCCAGCCCCUCUCCUUCCUCCUCCUCCUCCUCCUCCCUCCCUCAGACCUUCCCUCCCAUCCCUCCCUCCCUCUUCCCUCUUCCUUCAGCCAAUAUCCCUGAAAUAAAGGUAAAUCCCUGUUUGA
Molecule: messenger RNA, 4783 nt
Organism: Pseudopipra pipra
Lineage: Eukaryota; Metazoa; Chordata; Aves; Passeriformes; Pipridae
Gene: GCC1
Product: GRIP and coiled-coil domain containing 1
Exons: 2
Coding region: 13-2400 (795 amino acids)
Cellular component (GO): Golgi apparatus
Source: RefSeq, a predicted model, not a curated record